This is a messenger RNA of Jaculus jaculus (lesser Egyptian jerboa), 5123 nucleotides long. RefSeq names its product pleckstrin homology domain containing A7 (gene Plekha7). Gene Ontology annotation, molecular function: protein binding. Gene Ontology annotation, cellular component: pore complex; zonula adherens. Gene Ontology annotation, biological process: cell-cell adhesion mediated by cadherin; epithelial cell-cell adhesion; pore complex assembly. NCBI's taxonomy places the organism in Eukaryota, Metazoa, Chordata, Mammalia, Rodentia, Dipodidae. Bases 1 to 3876 code for a protein of 1291 amino acids. The transcript has 28 exons. The record is from RefSeq and is a predicted model, not a curated record.
AUGGCGGCGGCGGUCGGGCGGGACACUUUACCUGAGCACUGGUCGUACGGCGUGUGCCGGGACGGCCGCGUCUUCUUCAUCAACGACCAGCUCCGCCGCACGACCUGGCUGCACCCGCGCACCGGAGAGCCCGUCAACUCGGGCCACAUGAUCCGCUCAGACCUGCCCCGCGGCUGGGAGGAGGGCUUCACGGAGGAGGGCGCCAGCUUCUUCAUCGACCACAACCAGCAGGCCACAACAUUCAGGCAUCCUGUGACUGGGCAGUUUUCUCCAGAAAAUAGUGAAUUCAUUCUUCAAGAAGAGCCAAAUCUACAUAUGUCAAAGCAAGAGAGAAACCAAAGACCGUCCAGCAUGGUCAGCGAAACAUCCACAGCCGGGACCACGUCCACCCUGGAGGCCAAGCCCGGAUCCAAGAUCAUCAAGUCCAGUGGUAAAGUACACAGCUUUGGGAAGAGGGAGCAGGCCAUACGGAGGAACCUCAACAUCCCAGUGGUGGUGCGGGGCUGGCUGCACAAACAGGACAGUUCUGGGAUGAGGCUGUGGAAAAGAAGGUGGUUCGUGCUCGCUGAUUACUGCUUGUUUUACUAUAAAGACAGCCGAGAAGAAGCAGUCCUCGGGAGCAUCCCGCUGCCUAGCUACGUGACCUCGCCUGUGGGCCCUGAGGAUCGCAUAAGCCGCAAGAACUCCUUUAAGGCGGUGCACACUGGGAUGCGGGCGCUCAUCUACAGCGGCUCGGCGCUGGGUUCCCAGGCCGAGCGCUCGGGCAUGAGGACCUACUACUUCAGUGCCGACACCCAGGAGGACAUGAACGCCUGGGUCAGGGCCAUGAACCAGGCCGCACAGGUGCUGUCUCGAUCGUCACUGAAGAGGGAUGUGGAGAAGGCCGAGCGGCAGGCCGUGCCCCAGGCCAACCACAGCGAGGCCUGUCGUGAGUGCGGCCGCGUGGGGCCUGCCCACUGCAGGGACUCUCCUCGUGGCCGCUGUGAAGACUCCUUUGGCUUCAACACGCGUGAGCAGGAGGAGGAGCGCUGCCAUUCCCAAAGGGACCCACUGGAGGGCAAGCGGGACAGGAGCAAGGCCAGGUCCCCUUACUCAGCGGCUGAGGAGGGCGCCUUGUUUGUGGAUCUACCUGGUGGGCCAAGGGGCCAGCAGGCGCAGCCACAGCGGGCAGAGAAGAAUGGCGUGCUGCCCGCCUCCUAUGUCCCAGGGGAGCAGAACGGGACUGGCGGCUACCAGCGGACCUUUCCUCCAAGGGCAAACCCGGAAAAACACGCACAGAGGAAAACCAGCCUGGCCCAGGUGGAGCACUGGGCAAAGACCCAGAAGGGGGACAGCAGGAGCAUGCCCUCCGACCUGACGCUUCCUCGUCUGGGGCCUAGCCAGUCCCUGUCCUUCUCAGACAACUACCCGACUCUUCCCAAGAGCACACGACACCCCUCGGGGAGCUCCUCGCCCCCUCCCCGGAAUCUGCCCAGUGACUACAAGUAUGCUCAGGACAGGGCCAGCCACUUGAAAAUGUCCAGCGAGGAGCGCCGGGCGCAUCGUGAUGGCACCGUGUGGCAGCUGUACGAGUGGCAGCAGAGGCAGCAGUUCCGGCAUGGCAGCCCCACAGCGCCCAUUGGCACUGGCUCCCCGGAGUACACUGACCAGGGCCGGAGCCGGAGUCUGCUAGAGGUGCCUCGCUCCAUCUCUGUGCCACCGUCCCCCUCAGACGUCCCUCCCCUGGGACCCUCCAGGGCCUUUCCACCUCGGAGGCCACACACCCCAGCGGAGAGGGUUACAGUGAAGCCUCCAGACCAGAGGAGGAGCGUGGACAUCUCACUGGGGGGCUCUCCCAGUAAGGGACGGGGCCACACCAUCAAGAACUCCUCUCACGUGGACCGGCGCUCCAUGCCCUCCAUGGGCUACGUGACCCACACGGUCAGUGCUCCCAGCCUGCACGGAAAAUCGGCUGAUGACACCUACCUCCAGCUGAAGAAAGACCUGGAGUACCUGGAUCUAAAGAUGACAGGCCGGGAGCUGCUCAAGGAUCGAAGUCUGGAGCCUGUGAAGAUCGCCGAGAGCGACACUGACGUUAAACUGAGCAUCUUCUGCGAGCAGGACCGGAUCCUCCAGGACUUGGAAGACAAGAUUCGAGCUCUCAAAGAGAACAAAGACCAGCUGGAAUCCGUGCUGGAGGUACUGCACAGACAGACGGAGCAGUACCGAGACCAGCCGCAGCACCUGGAGAAGAUCACCACUCAGCAGAGGCUGCUGCAGGAGGACCUCGUCCACACUCGAGCCGAGCUCUCCAGGGAGGCCACGGAGAUGGAGAAUGCCUGGAACGAGUACCUGAAGUUGGAAAGGGACGUGGAGCAGCUGAAGCAGACCUUGCAGGAGCAGCAUAGGAAAGCGUUUUUCUUCCAGGAGAAAUCGCAGAUUCAGAAGGACCUGUGGAGGAUUGAAGAUGUCCUGGCAGGCCUGAGUGCAAAUAAAGAGAACUACAGAAUCCUGGUGGGAUCUGCCAAAAACCCGGAGAGAAAAACGGUGCCUUUGUUCCUUCACCCGUUCGUGCCUUCGCUCUCGCCGCCCCCUGAGAGCAAGCCGCCCCCGCAGCCCAGCCCUCCCAGCAGCCCUGCGCGGACCCCCCUGGAAGUCCGGCUCUUCCCCCAGCUGCAGACCUACGUGCCGUACCGACCUCACCCGCCCCAGCUGAGGAAAGUGACCUCCCCUCUUCAGUCACCCACCAAGGCCAAGCCUCAAGUGGAAGAUGAGGCACCUCCCAGGCCUCCACUCCCUGAGCUCUACAGCCCAGAGGACCAGCCACCGGCUGUUCCACCUUUGCCCCGGGAGACCACCAUCAUCCGGCACACGUCGGUGCGGGGCCUCAAGCGACAGUCAGACGAGAGGAAGCGGGACCGGGAGCUGGGACAGUGUGUGAACGGGGACUCCCGGGUGGAGCUCCGGUCCUAUGUCAGUGAGCCGGAGCUGGCCAGCCUCAGCGGGGAUGUGGCUCAGCCUUCCCGAGGGCUUGAGGGCCCUGAGAGCAGGUACCAGACGCUGCCAGGGAGAGGGCUCUCGGGGUCCACGUCCAGGCUCCAGCAGUCGUCCACCAUUGCUCCCUAUGUCACGCUCCGGAGGGGCCUGCAUGCCGAAAACAGCAACAGACCCAAGAGUGCCUUGGAGCGCCUGUACUCAGGGGACUCCCAGCGGGGCAAGAUGAGCGCCGAGGAGCAGCUUGAGCGCAUGAAGCGCCACCAGAAGGCCUUGGUCCGGGAGCGCAAGAGGACACUGAGCCAAGGAGAGAGGACGAGCCUGCCCUCAGCCCGCGGCCUCAGCCAGCUGCCCGGAGAUCUUGGCUCAUGGAAGCGAGAGCAGGACUUUGACCUGCAGCUGCUGGAACGGGCCGUGCCAGGGGACAGAAAGGAAGAGGAAAAUGGCUGGCUGAAGGUGCAGGCCACAGCUGUCACGGAGCUGGACUUGGAACCUCAAGACUAUGACUUGGACAUCAGCAGAGAGCUGGCCAAGCCAGAGAAGGUUGCCAUCCCCGAGCGGUAUGUGGACCUGGACCCCGAGGAGCCGCCCAGCCUUGAGGAACUGCAGGCGCGAUAUCGAAAAGCUGAGAAGAUCCGCAACAUCCUCACCCGGUCCAGCAUGUGCAACCUGCAGCCGGCCUCGGGCCAGGAGCGCAGCAGCCUGGCUGACCUGGACUCCCAGCUGCAGGAGCAGGAGCGCAUCAUCAACAUCUCCUAUGCCCUGGCCUCCGAGGCUUCUCAGCGCAGCAAGCAGGUGGCAGCGCAGCAGCUGGCCCUCCUCCCGCCUAAAGGCCCCCUGUCCUCCAGGACGGCGCCACCUUACCCCCCCUUAAGCAACGGACGGCACUACAUCUUUGUCUAGCACCUUCCAACCCAGGCAGUGACUGACCCAUGACCCAAAGAGUGGAUGACAAGCCUGGAGCCAGGGGCCCAGUGAAAACCAGCUUCCUCCUGGGACAGCGUCUUCUGCCCUCAUGGAGCCCUUUCCAGCCGAGCAGGGCUCUGUCUGGAGCAGAGGGCCAAGAGCUCACUCACCAUGCGGCAUUGAGCGCAGACUCUAUCUUAACACACACCCACUGGUUCCAGUUGACACUCCUUUUUACAGACAACACAGGCACUUUUGAUACCUGAUGUAAACUGUACUGUAUUUUAGAACCAGAAUUUAUUUUAUAAUGCUCACCUCAAAGGCUGAGUGGCUGGAAAGGUGAACCUCUACAUAGGAUUUUAUAGCCUCAUAAACAGAUUCAGGUACCACUGAGAUGGCAGAAGGGCGUGGGUUUAGGCAACUGCUGGGCCCACUGCCGAUGAACUCAGGCAAAGGUGGAUUGGAGGAUGUGCUUCCCAUGACCCCUGCACAAGGCUUAUUGGCGCGCUGUCCAGGGAGAGAGGGGCCCGGACUGCAGCGCUCCGCUUCCCUGACCUGACGGCGGCUCUGGGCGAAACUCCACUUGGGUGGCCCAUGGGGCCUGUCCGCACUUGGCCCUUGGUUCUGGUCUCAUGGAAGUGUUUGCAAAAGCCUUGGGUUCUGCCACCUGCCCAGGAGGUUCCCUCAUCAGAGGACUCUUCUUUGAAAAAAAGUUAAAAGUUGUUUGCUUUGGUUUAAGCAAAUACGCUGAAGUGCAGAGAAUGGAGAGGAAGCAAUGUCAUGGCAACAUAGCAAUAAACUCCACCCUGGACAGCAUCUGCCUCGGGCCCCUGGCAUAUGCCACCUCUCUAGCCUGGCAGUGAUGGGAACCUUUGCUGUUGGCCCUGGAGAAGCCUGAGCCAGCUUCCCUAAGACAUGGACCAGGGAGGAGGGAGGCAGUGUGCCUGACUCCAGCAGGCCAUGCUGGCAGGAUCUGGAAUUGAUUCCAGCCCCACAUGGGGUGAAGGCUACCAAGUCAGAUACAGUGUUUAUGGUCCUUUAUUUAAGUUGUCUCAUGACAUUCUGCAUACAGGAAACAAUGUUUAAAAGGAAAAAAACAACCCUCUAUUGUGUGGAGCCACACUUUAAAUGAUGAUGAUUUGUCUUUGACUUUGCUCAAAAAAAAAAUCUUGAAUAUGUUUAGAAGUUGCUGUCUAUUUUUAACUAACUCCAUAUGCUGCCAGUAUCAACUCCUUGACAUUUGC